AUGAGUGUGACAGUUUUGUGUCCGAAUGGGAGACGUUGUUGUGUUAAAGUAACACCAGGAAAACUGCUCAGUCAGAUUCUAGAAGAAGCUUGUCUUAAGAGCGGACUUGAUGUAGAUAGACAUCAAUUGGUAAAUCAGAAACGCCGCUUGGAUCUCUCACUGACUUUCCGAUACCAAAGAGUGGUUCUCACAAAGGAGCAAAUGGAUGAAAUCAGUGCUCGGAUUGCCUCUGAAGUAGCUGAAAAGGAAGCACUUCUCAGAGAGUAUGCUCAUAAGAAGGCAGAAAACGAUGGGAGGAAAAAGUUAGAAGAAAUUGAGUUAGCUGCUCUGAAGGAGGCGAAGUCGCCGAUACGUCAGCCAUCGAUCAAUAACAUCAAAAACAACGACAACAACAACGAAGAUCUGUACCAACCUCGCGGAUUUCAGUAUCUUAUAAGCAACGUGUUCAAGAUUUCAUGGGGAAGACGUAUGCAUAGAAACAGUAGAGUGCUACGAGCUUAUGUCGAGCUAAGAGACAUGUGCGCUUUCAUUGUGCUUAAGCUGAAUCCAUCCAUCGGCCAGUCUAAUAAUCCUAUGUUUUGGUUCACAGCCACCUCUAGACGGACGUCUGAAGACUCCACUUUGAGGAGUGAAGAAAUCAGUGACGAGUUUUUUGAGAUUGACAUAGAGGACGUCAGAGCUCAGCUAAAGCAACUUCGUGAUCAAGUGAGUAUGACUGAAAAUCGUGCUUUGGUGUCAAAGGAGUAUGUGAGACAGAAGAACCGAGAACAUAAGUUGCUGGCCUAUCGUCACACUGUCGUCAGGAUUCCCACUGGAACCGGGAGAAUUGUUCAGGCACAGUUUCAGAGUGCAGAGCCUAUUUCUCAUCUGUUCGAAUGGGUUCGCGGUAUAUUGUCUUGUAGUGCAGCUUUUUCCUUAAAGCUGGCUCUCAAUCAUAAAUUGGAGGACUCUAACACUACAAAUUUUGUUGACGCAGACGUCGCACCUAAGUCAACCGUGUUCAUCAAGUUCGCUGAUCCUUCUGUCAACUUCGAAUCGGUAUGCAUUGGAUCCUUGCAAGAGUGCAAUCACAAGGAAGCUGAUAAUUUGUGUUCUGAAUGGCUUUCGCAGAAUACCGUAUUCAAGCCAUUCACAGCUGUGGUGGCAAAUGACAGUACUGUGAGCAGCUCUACAACCAGAAUGUCCAGCACACUUCCGCAUGGUGCUACUCGACCGUCUUUCAAAGCAAGUACGGCUCCAAAGUGGUUUAAGAAGAAAUGA
Molecule: messenger RNA, 1260 nt
Organism: Angiostrongylus costaricensis
Lineage: Eukaryota; Metazoa; Nematoda; Chromadorea; Rhabditida; Metastrongylidae
Source: the annotation of a GenBank genome assembly